AUGGACAUUUCAAUGGAAACAAGAGGGAGAGUAAAGCUCCGUAAAACAAUGCCAGGAGAGAAGGCAAAGGACGCUGGUCUCACAUUGCCAGAGGAAAUGAAAAGGGCUAUGUUUGAGUGCCUUGAUCGUUUUCAUCAUGAAAUUCGUUCCCAGGCAAUUGAAAAAAUCCUUUUAAUGUUUGCUGUUAUUCAGCCAAACUCUCUGGUUGUGGCAACAGAGAAAGAUAUUCGUAAUUAUACUCCAAAAUUGACUGAGAUCUUUGACAAAUUCUCUAAUGAAGACAUGUUUAGGGAAAUUGAACGUCUUUGGAGGCAUUUGGAAGCUGCCAAGAUCAGUGUUGAAGAAGCAAAGAAAUGA
Pelobates cultripes (western spadefoot toad) is the source of this 357-nucleotide messenger RNA. The record is from the annotation of a GenBank genome assembly. NCBI's taxonomy places the organism in Eukaryota, Metazoa, Chordata, Amphibia, Anura, Pelobatidae.